AUGUCCUCUCCUAGAAUCCAGCGAUGGGCUGUGCCCCUGAGAGCAUACGAAUACAACAUCAUCUACAAGGCUGGCAAAGAUCAUGGCAACGCAGAUGCUCUAAGUCGGCUACCAUUGCCAAUGGAAUCUUCCACCGAGCAGGAGGAAAGAGUUCUAAUGCUGGAGAAUGCUGAUAUCACCCUGAUCACAGCAGUAUUAUCUCGGGUAAGAGAAACAGUGCAUGAAUUAACAGGAACGGAGUUUGACCCAUUCACAUUAAGGAAAGAUGAAUUAAGCGUACAGGAUGGUUGUGUGCUUUGGGGGGCCAGAGUAAUCAUUCCCAGUGUGGGUAGACCAGAAGUUCUGAAACAAUUGCAUCAGUGUCACACCAAGCAGGAGGAAAGAGUUCUAAUGCUGGAGAAUGCUGAUAUCACCCUGAUUACAGCAGAACAGGUGAGGGAGUGGACAAGAAAAGAUCCAGUAUUAUCUCGGGUAAGAGAAACCGUGCAACGCGGAUGUUUGCAUGAAUUAACAGGGACGGAGUUUGACCCAUUCACAUUAAGGAAAGAUGAAUUAAGCGUACAGGAUGGUUGUGUGCUUUGGGGGGCCCGAGUAAUCAUUCCCAGUGUGGGUAGACAAGACGUUCUUGAACAGUUGCAUCAGUGUCAUCCAGGGGUGUCUAGGAUGAAAGCUUUGGCCAGAAGUUAUGUGUGGUGGCCCAAGUUAGAUCAGGAUGUGGAAAGGCUGGUUAAAACCUGUUGCACGUGCCAAGAGCAUAGGAAUGUUCCAGCUGUUGCCCCACUGCAUCCUUGGAAUUGGCCAGACAAACCAUGGCAACGUUUGCAUGUGGAUUAUGCAGGACCGUUCAUGGGAAACAUGUUCUUUGUUUUGAUUGAUGCACAUUCAAAAUGGAUGGACGUGUAUCCAGUGAAUUCAGCCACAUCUGCCUCCACUAUUGAAUGUUUGCGGAAGAGCUUCAGUAACCAUGGAUUACCUGAACUGAUUGUAUCAGAUAAUGGUCCUUGCUUCAUUAGUGCCGAAUUCAAAGAGUUCCUUCAUAAAAAUGGAGUACGGCAUGUUACUUCUGCACCUUACCAUGCUUCUAGUAAUGGUUUAGUGGAACGGGCUGUCCAAAUUGUGAAAACCAUGCUAAAAAAAUGUGUUGAUGGAACAAUAGCAACUAGAUUGUCUCGAGUUUUAUUCAGUUAUAGGAUCACUCCCCAGACCACCACAGGGCUCUCUCCAGCGGAAAUGUUGUAUGGAAGGAAAUUACGCUGUUCAAUGGACUUUAUGCAUCCUGAUUUGACAAGGAAAAUUCAUGAACAACAACAAAAGCAAAAAAUCUAUCAUGAUAAAAAGGCCCGUGAACGGAGUUUUUGUGUUGGAGAUCCAGUACUUACUCGGAACUUUACUUAUGGACCGAAAUGGAUUCCGGGUCAUAUAGCGACUGUGACUGGACCACUUUCUUAUAAAGUAAUGGUGGGCGAUGGACGAGUGGUUCGACGGCAUGUGGAUCAAAUUCAUGGCCGACAGGAAUUGCUUGUAAACCCUUCAGAAGAGGGAAUGGACUGUAAAUUCCCUGAUUUUGACAUUCCUGGAAACUCAACACCUGUAGUUGUUAAAGAGACUGAGGGAACAGGGACUGAGGACAUUUCUAGUGAAACUAAUCCCUCUGAAGCAUCUGGGGAUUCCUCUCAACAUUCGGAGAUAAUCACUGAAAUUAACAAACCUGCUAGUCCUGUUGUAAUUAUGAGACGGUCACAAAGAACCAGGAAGUUGCCUACCCAUUUGAACGAUUAUGAACUGAAGUAA
Molecule: messenger RNA, 1791 nt
Organism: Sinocyclocheilus rhinocerous
Lineage: Eukaryota; Metazoa; Chordata; Actinopteri; Cypriniformes; Cyprinidae
Exons: 1
Coding region: 1-1791 (596 amino acids)
Biological process (GO): DNA integration
Molecular function (GO): nucleic acid binding
Source: RefSeq, a predicted model, not a curated record